Messenger RNA from Aspergillus tanneri, 2472 nucleotides. RefSeq names its product putative UDP-glucose,sterol transferase. Lineage: Eukaryota; Fungi; Ascomycota; Eurotiomycetes; Eurotiales; Aspergillaceae. The coding region runs from base 1 to 2472 and encodes 823 amino acids. Gene Ontology annotation, molecular function: hexosyltransferase activity; UDP-glycosyltransferase activity. The transcript is spliced from 6 exons. Gene Ontology annotation, biological process: carbohydrate metabolic process. The record is from RefSeq and is a predicted model, not a curated record.
AUGGACAUCCCUCGCAAGGUCACAGUCAACGAUGACGGUCGAGUCGACAUCACAUUCCGCAAACCCUGGCUGCAAACCGUCUUAGAUGUGCGCCAGCCAUCGCCUUGUGCUGCUCCCUGCAUCCAGGACAUCCCUCAUUUGAACCUCGUCCUGCAAGUUGUCGGUUCACGCGGCGAUGUGCAGCCCUUCAUUGCUCUGGGGCUACAGCUGCAAAAAUGCGGUCAUCGCGUGCGACUGGCCACCCACGGGGCCUUUCGAGAGCCCAUUCUCAGCGAAGGACUCGAGUUCUUCGAUAUCGGUGGCGAUCCAGCCGAAUUGAUGGCCUUUAUGGUGAAGAACCCCAGCCUUCUGCCCGGUCUGAACACCAUCCGCAGCGGCGCCAUCAGGAAACGUCGGCGUGACAUGAAUAACAUCUUCUCUGGCUGCUGGCGCUCGUGUUUCGAGACGGGCGAUGGCACUGGACUGCAUCAUGUCCCCGAUGAUCCAUGGAGUCCUAUGCCAGACGGCCAGCAUCGCCCGUUCGUCGCCGACGCCAUCAUCGCCAAUCCACCUAGUUUUGCGCAUCUUAGCUGCGCAGAGCGACUGGGCAUCCCGUUGAACGUCAUGUUCACCAUGCCCUGGUCUGCCACUCAGUCGUUUCCCCAUCCGCUGGCCAAUUUGCAGUCCUCAUCUUCUACCAAGCCCUCUGCCGCCAACUUUGCCUCCUAUGCCAUCGUCGAGAUCCUGAUCUGGGAGGGUCUGGGCGAUCUGAUCAACCGAUUCCGCAAACGCCAGCUGGGACUGGAUCCUCUCGAUGCCCUACGCGCCCCCAGCAUCGCUCCGCGACUGCGCAUCCCCUACACCUACCUCUGGUCACCCUCGUUGCUGCCCAAACCCCCCGACUGGGCUGAUCACCUCGACGUCUGCGGCUUCAGUAUCCUGCCGCUCGCCUCAGACUACGAACCCCCAGACGACCUGGCUGCAUUCCUGCGCGCCGGGCCUCCCCCCCCGUACCAUCCGUCGCGACUAACACGCAUCGUCUUUGACGCCAUUCGUCAGACCGGCCAACGCGCUCUUGUCUCGCAGGGAUGGGGAAACCUCGGUGCCGACAUAUCCCCGGAUGACGACAACAUACUCCUCCUCGACAAAGUGCCUCAUGACUGGCUCUUCCGGCACGUCUCGUGCGUCGUCCACCACGGCGGUGCAGGCACCACCGCCGCGGGUCUUCUCCUGGGUCGUCCCACCGUUAUCGUUCCUUUCUUCGGCGACCAGCCCUUCUGGGGCUCUAUCGUGGCGCGCGCCGGCGCCGGCCCAGCCCCGGUGCCAUAUAAACAGCUGACGGCGAAGAAACUGGCAGACGCUAUCCGCGAUGCAUUACGCGACGAAACGCGUCAGAAGGCAGAAUCCCUCGGUCAGUCUAUGAGACAGGAGGACGGCGUGCGAGACGCCGUGAAGAGCUUCCAUUCUCAUCUAGAUAUCAGUCGACUGCGUUGCGCUGUGUGUCCGGAGAGACCGGCUGUCUGGCGCAUUCGACGGUCGAAAAUCAGACUGAGUGCGUUUGCAGCGUCGGUGUUAGUCGAGACGGGAGUGGUUCAGCCUAGGGAUUUGGUUUUAUACCGCCCAAAAGAAUACGACACAAAUAGAAACCCCGUCGGUCCAUUUACCGCCGGUGCGGAGAUUCUCUACGGCGUCGUCACAGACUUUCUCUCGGGCAUCGCAGGUCUACCCAACGAUAUCGGAGACAUGGUUACUCGUCAUCAUAAUCAUUCCCAUCUGGACCUCCCGAGCUGCAAGAACGUCUCGGAAAGGCAGGCCGCGCGCAGCUCGGAAUCCACUACCGCAUACGACACGGCCGAAUCAUCUCCGGAUGUGACAACCAGCACUGGCAUAAACACAGAAGACAAAGAGGAGGAUAGCAGCGGCACGGCCAUGGAACGCGAAAGCACCACAACUCAAAACGAAAAGACCUCUAUGCAGCAUAUUCUCUUCGAAACUAGAUAUCAUACCGGAUACGCGGUGAAGUAUCUUCUCAACGUGGGGAUUCGUAUCCCGCACGAUGUGACUCUCAGUCUGAGCAAGGGGUUUCAUAACGCCCCGAAAUUGUAUCAUGAUCAGACGGUUCAGGAGAUCCCUAGCGUGCUGGGGAUGAGGAGUGGACUGAGAGCUGCGGGGAAGGAAUUCACAUCGGGUUUUUAUCACGGUAUCACCGGGUUAAUCACCCACCCUGCGCAGGGUCUCCAGAGAGGGCUAGGAGGAUUCGUCAAGGGUGUGGGUAAGGGGAUGGGGGGGGUGAUAUUGAAACCUGCAGCUGGAAUCUGGGGAUUGGCGGGAUAUCCUCUCGACGGACUGCAUAAAAGUCUCCGGAGGUCGCUCUCCAGGACUAAAACUAAGGAUAUUCUCAGAUCAAGGAUCGAGCAGGGUCAUCAGGAGAUGUGUCUUGCUUCGACGGAGGAGAGGGCUAACGUUAUUCGCAGGUGGGAGGAGUUGGUUUGA